AUGGCCAUGGCGCUGCGGUACUUGUGGCCUCUCCUCCUCUGCAGCCCUUGCGUGCUCAUCCAGAUCCCCGAGGAAUAUGAAGGACACCAUGUGAUGGAACCCCCCAUCAUCACGGAGCAGUCUCCCCGGCGUGUGGUCGUCUUCCCCACAGAUGACGUCAGCCUCAAGUGUGAGGCCAGCGGCAAACCCGAAGUGAACUUUCGCUGGACUCGGGAUGGCGUCCUCUUCAAACCCAGAGAGGAACUGGGCGUGACCGUGAACCAGGCACCCCAUUCUGGCUCCUUCAGCAUCACGGGCAACAGCAGCAACUUCGCCCAGAGCUUCCAGGGCACCUAUCGCUGCUUUGCCAGCAACAAGCUGGGCACUGCCAUGUCCCACGAGAUCCAGCUCAUGGCUGAGGGUACCCCCAAGUGGCCAAAGGAGACAGUGAAACCUGUUGAGGUCGAGGAAGGGGAGUCGGUGAUUCUCCCUUGCCACCCACCCCCCAGUGCAGAGCCGCUCCGGAUCUACUGGAUGAACAGCAAGAUCUUGCACAUCAAACAGGAUGAGCGGGUGACCAUGGGCCAGAAUGGCAACCUCUACUUUGCCAACGUGCUCACCUCAGACAACCACUCAGACUACAUCUGCCAUGCCCACUUCCCUGGCACUCGAACCAUCAUUCAAAAGGAACCCAUUGACCUCCGGGUCAAAGCCACCAACAGCAUGAUGGACAGAAAGCCACGCCUGCUCUUCCCCACCAACUCUAGCAGCCACCUGGUGGCCCUGCAGGGGCAGCCCUUAGUCUUGGAGUGCAUCGCUGAGGGCUUCCCCACACCCACCAUCAAGUGGCUGCGCCCAAGCGGCCCCAUGCCAGCCGACAGGGUCACCUACCAGAACCACAACAAGACGCUGCAGUUGCUGAACGUGGUUGAGGAGGAUGACGGCGAGUACCGCUGCCUGGCUGAGAACUCGCUGGGCAGUGACCGCCACGCCUACUACGUCACCGUGGAGGCUGCGCCAUACUGGCUACACAAGCCCCAGAGCCAUCUGUACGGGCCAGGGGAGACUGCCCGCCUAGACUGUCAAGUGCAGGGCAGGCCCCAACCGGAGGUCACCUGGAGAAUCAACGGGAUCCCUGUGGAGGAGCUGGGCAAGGACCAGAAGUACCGGAUCCACCAUGGAGCCCUGGUCCUGAGCAACCUGCAGCCCAGUGACACUAUGGUGACCCAGUGUGAGGCCCGCAACCGCCACGGGCUCCUGCUGGCCAAUGCCUACAUCUAUGUUGUGGAGCUGCCGGCCAAGAUUCUGACCCCAGACAAUGAGACAUACAUGGCAGUCCAAGGCAGCACCGCCUACCUUCUGUGCAAGGCCUUCGGAGCCCCUGUGCCCAGCGUCCAAUGGCUGGACAGGGACGGAAAGACAGUGCUACAGGACGAGCGCUUCUUCCCCUAUACCAACGGGACCCUGGGCAUCCGAGACCUCCAGGCCAAUGACACUGGGCACUACUUCUGCCAGGCUGCUAACGACCAAAGCAACAUGACCAUUGUGGCUAACCUGCAGGUCAAAGAUGCCACUCGGAUCAUGCAGGGGCCCCGCAGUGCAAUCGAGAAGAGAGGCUCCCGAGUGAUGUUCACGUGCCGGGCCUCCUUUGACCCCUCCCUGCAGCACAGCACCACCUGGCGCAGGGAUACUCUCGACCUGCAGGAGCUGGGGGACAGUGACAAGUACUUCAUAGAAGACGAGCGCCUGGUCAUCCACAGCCUGGACUACAGCGACCAGGGCAACUACAGCUGUGUGGCCAGUACCAAGCUGGACAUGGUGGAGAGCCGGGCAGAACUGCUGGUGGUGGGGAGCCCCGGACCCGUGCCCCAGCUGGAGCUGUCUGAUCGCCACCUGCUGAAGCAGAGCCAGGUGCGCCUGUCUUGGAGCCCGGCUGAUGACCACAAUGCCCCCAUUGAGAAGUAUGACAUUGAAUUUGAGGACAAGGAGAUGGCGCCCGAGAAGUGGUACAGCCUGGGCAAGGUGCCCGGGAACCAGACCUCCACCACCCUCAAGCUGUCGCCUUAUGUCCACUAUACCUUUCGAGUCACUGCCAUCAACAAAUACGGCCCUGGGGAGCCCAGCCCAGCCUCUGAGACUGUGGUCACGCCGGAGGCAGCCCCAGAGAAGAACCCCGUGGACGUGAAGGGGGAAGGAAACGAGACCAACAACAUGGUCAUCACUUGGAAGCCGCUACGGUGGAUGGACUGGAAUGCCCCCCAGGUUCAGUAUCGAGUGCAGUGGCGCCCCCAGAAGAUGCAGGGGGCCUGGCAGGAACAGAUAGUCAGUGACCCCUUCCUGGUGGUGUCCAAUACAUCUACUUUUGUGCCAUAUGAGAUCAAAGUCCAGGCCGUCAACAGCCAGGGCAAGGGCCCCGAGCCCCAGAUCACCAUCGGCUACUCUGGGGAGGACUACCCCCAGGCAAGCCCUCUGCUGGAACCUGUCGAGGCCCUCAAUUCGAGCACUGUGCUGGUCAGGUGGCAGUCUGUGGACCCAGCCCUGGUCAAGGGCCACCUCCGGGGAUACAAUGUGACAUACUGGUGGGAAGGCAGUCAGAGGAAGCACAGCAAGAGGCACGUCCACAAAGGCCACGUGGUGGUGCCAGCCAAUGCCACCAGCACCAUCCUGGGAGGCCUGCGGCCCUACAGCUCCUACCGGCUGGAAGUUCAGGCCUUUAAUGGGCGGGGACUGGGGCCUGCCAGCAGGGUGACCUUCAACACCCCUGAGGGAGUGCCUGGACACCCCGAGUCGUUGCACCUGGAGUGCCAGUCGGACACCAGCCUGCUGCUGCACUGGCAGCCUCCACUCAGCCAUAACGGCGUGCUCACAGGCUACGUGCUCUCCUACCAACCUUUGAACGACGGGAGCAAGGAGCAGUUGUCCUUUGACCUUCCGGACCCCGAGCUGCGGACACACAACCUGACCAAUCUCAGCCCCCGCUUGCGGUACCGAUUCCAGCUGCAGGCCACUACGAAGGAGGGCCCGGGGGAGGCGAUUGUGCGGGAAGGAGGCACCAUGGCCUUAUCUGGGAUGCCGGACUUUGGCAACAUCUCCGCCAUGGCUGGCGAGAAUUACAGCGUGGUCUCCUGGGUCCCCAAGGAGGGCCAGUGCAACUUCGGGUUCCAGAUCUGGUUCAAAGCCCUGGGGGACGAGAAACUGGUGGCUCAUCUCCCACCACAAUACGUCAGCUACAACCAGAGCUCCUACACGCAGUGGGACCUUCAGCCUGACACUGACUAUGAGAUCCAGCUGCUUAAGGAGCAGGUGCUCCUGCACCAGAUGGCAGUGAAGACCAACGGCACUGGCCGAGUGAGACUGCCUCCCACUGGCUUUGCCACCGAGGGCUGGUUCAUCGGCUUUGUCAGCGCCAUCGUCGUCCUGCUUCUUGUCUUACUCAUCCUGUGCUUCAUUAAGCGCAGCAAGGGUGGCAAGUACUCGGUGAAGGACAAGGAGGACACCCAGGUGGACUCGGAGGCCCGGCCCAUGAAGGACGAAACCUUCGGAGAGUACAGUGACAACGAGGAGAAGGCCUUUGGUAGCAGCCAGCCAUCACUCAACGGAGACAUCAAGCCCCUGGGCAGUGAUGACAGCCUGGCCGACUACGGAGGCAGCGUGGAUGUCCAGUUCAAUGAGGAUGGCUCCUUCAUUGGCCAGUACAGCGGAAAGAAGGAGAAGGAGGCAGCAGGGGGCAACGACAGCUCCGGGGCUGCAUCCCCCGUCAACCCUGCCGGGACCCUGGAGUAG
This is a messenger RNA of Rangifer tarandus platyrhynchus (Svalbard reindeer), 3762 nucleotides long. The record is from the annotation of a GenBank genome assembly. NCBI's taxonomy places the organism in Eukaryota, Metazoa, Chordata, Mammalia, Artiodactyla, Cervidae.